AUGACACUACCUAACAAAGAUGUAUGCUAUUUACUAAUGGCGCAGGUGAUUAAUAAUGCAUUAAUACGGCUCCGUCCGAAGAGUGAUCUGGUAGAGAUUCCUCUACUGCGAUUUUUAGCCGAUCUCAACAAUUUGGCACAUUCUUACAAAGACUUAUUCCAAUACUCGGAAUCGUAUGAGCUCUUUGACCUAGAGUUCCUCGAGGAUUCCAUCAAAAACAGCGGCUUCAACAAUUUCUCUUCUAUUAAAGAUGAUGUCAUACAGAUUGAAAUAGUUCCACAAAAGUUCCAGGCUCUUUUAACUGGAAUCAUCGUAGAUGCUUCUGUGAAUCGAAGUCGAACGCUAAUAGCUGAUAUUGAUCUGCUCCGCACCCGAUACACUACUGCUUCUUCUGAGCCGUUCAAAAGCGAGGAGCCUCUACCUCAAGAAUCUGACCGGACUGCCCUUCUUGUAAAUACUGAUACUCCUGUUGCAGAAGACACACCAGCAGCUACGCCACUCAACAGCAGCGCACAGGUACAACUACUGGAGGAUGUUGAAAUGGUAGACGCCGUCGAUCUGAUUCCGGGUCCGUUAGACUUGGAGCCGAUAUCAUCUAAAGACGAAACAAAGACAAUAGAAGAGACAGCGAAUAAUGAACUAAACAUCUCUGCUAACUCGGAGCUGUCUGCAACAAGCCUUGUUACAGAUUUGGAAUUGUCUACUGUACCAGCGAAUACAUCCCUCAAUGAUGCAACGGCCCAAAUCACGAUUGCCGAAUUCGGUGACUUAGAAAACAUCAAAUCAGAGGAUCCUUCGGAUGAGAUAACGCUCAUUCAGAGUUCAUCUCUGUCUCCAUCAGAAUCAAAGCUCAAUCUUGACCCAUCCGAAACCUCGCUCACAAACGUCGACAAAGAAGAGCCAGAACUCAAAGAAGAAGACCUUCUUAGAACAACGCCUAUAAAUGAGAUUCAAGACAAGGUCGAACUCACAAAUGAAAAAGAAUUGGAGAAUUCUGAUCAAGAUGAUGGUGAUGACAUGUCCAAGAGAACUAGAACAAAAACGCACUUAGCAAACAAGAGGUCUGCUUCUCCUCUGGGAAACCUCUCACCGCAUAAACAUAAAAGAUUCCAAAACAUUGCUGUUAAUUUGAUUCGAAGUAUCGAAGGACACAGGUUCUCAUCGCCAUUUUUAUUACCUGUCUCUGCGCCAAACUAUGGUAAUACUGUGUUUGAGCCAACUGAUCUUAAAACAAUCAUGAAGGCGCUCAAACUGAAGCAAGAACCACCUAAGUAUGAAACACUCAAGGAACUCGAGCGCGACAUUAUGCUCAUGUUCGCCAACUGUGUCAUGUUUAAUAAGUCUUCCACGCCAAUUGUGGAUAUGGCAAAGGAAAUGAAACAGGAUGUUUCGAGGACGUUUAAGAUGUUUGAAGAGGCAGAGUCUAAUAUAAAUUAA
Australozyma saopauloensis is the source of this 1437-nucleotide messenger RNA. RefSeq lists its product as uncharacterized. Gene Ontology annotation, molecular function: protein binding. Bases 1 to 1437 code for a protein of 478 amino acids. The record is from RefSeq and is a predicted model, not a curated record. The transcript has a single exon. NCBI's taxonomy places the organism in Eukaryota, Fungi, Ascomycota, Pichiomycetes, Serinales, Metschnikowiaceae. Gene Ontology annotation, cellular component: NuA4 histone acetyltransferase complex.